Messenger RNA from Pocillopora verrucosa, 766 nucleotides. Its product is annotated as bone morphogenetic protein 2-A. Gene Ontology annotation, molecular function: cytokine activity; growth factor activity. Gene Ontology annotation, cellular component: extracellular region. NCBI's taxonomy places the organism in Eukaryota, Metazoa, Cnidaria, Anthozoa, Scleractinia, Pocilloporidae. The record is from RefSeq and is a predicted model, not a curated record.
AUGUUGAAUCCGUUCGUGUCCCUUUUUGUACUGCAUCUCUUCAUUCUGAGUUUGACUGUGUCUGGAAGGGGAAUGUUUCAUAAAAACCGUUUACAGAAAACUUCGCGUUCUGAAGAACCGAAAAACUCUCCUGAAACGAAGGGUCCAAAGAAGCACUUUUCGAGUCUAAUUCAAGGAGGAUCAGCUGAAAAGCACAAUGAAUUUCAAAUUGAACCAUUUUCAAGCAAGGAAACAGAACGCAAACUUCUUCCAGAGAAGAAAGAAGAUGAAGCUGAUGCUUGCCGAAGGGUGCCGAUGUUUGUGAGCUUUUCGGAUCUUCAGAAUAGUACCCUAUUUGAUCUAGUCAUUGCACCUUCGGGGUUCAAUGCUUUUAUGUGUGUGGGGAAGUGCAUCAGUGGGGAAGCUAACAAUUAUUCACUGAUGAUGGCAAUCCUGAACUCAAAGAACAAGAGUUACCCAACUUAUGGUAGCAGGUCCUGUUGUGUCCCAAUAAAGUGGCGAUCAGUCUCUUUAUUGGUGUUUCAGCAGGAGAAGGUUUUAUUGAGGAAAUUUGAUAAUAUGAUUGUUCAGGAAUGCGGGUGUAUUUGAAACUUUUUGGUCCUUACGAUUAACUGUUAAGAUUUUUGUGUAGUGUCGGGCAAAAUUUAAACAGAGGACACCUUGUUAAGGCCACCUUCAUGUAAUUUACGUGAGUUUUCGUUUAGCGAAGGUACUGCUACCAAUAUAAACAAUGCUGAUCUGAUUAACAAUUGUAUUCUUUUAAAAA